Molecule: messenger RNA, 1520 nt
Organism: Fomitiporia mediterranea MF3/22
Lineage: Eukaryota; Fungi; Basidiomycota; Agaricomycetes; Hymenochaetales; Hymenochaetaceae
Exons: 6
Coding region: 70-1257 (395 amino acids)
Molecular function (GO): protein binding
Source: RefSeq, a predicted model, not a curated record
GGGAUCAAGAAAAUGAACUCCCCACAAUAAUAACGUUUCUUGUUCUCUAUCAACGGAGGUUAUCCUGAAAUGCCACAUUUGGAAGCUCGGAACCAACGGCAGCGCCGUAAAGAUUCAAGCGCAAAGAGACAUGCACUCUUCGAGUCCUUGCCUGUGGAGCUGAUCGCAGAGAUUCUCAGCGAGCUUGAUCUGGAAUCUUUGGCUACGGUAUCUUGUCUUUCGAAGAGGCUCCGUAGCAUCGCUGGCGACCCUACUUUGAACCCUUGGAAGCGAGCUAUCGCGCGGAAUCUUCGGCGGCGGGAUGGCGACUAUGAGCCCUGUUUGGCGCAUCUUUCUGAACGCUCCACCUUUCCUCGGACGAAUUGGCUGGACGUUCUGAGUUCUGCUCGACCCGAUUUCAUAUUGUUUGAGGUGACGCUGCCCAACCUACUUGACUCGGACUAUGCCGAGGCUUUCAGUAGACGGUUCCUUCCCAGCUGGGACAAGUGGAAGAAAGACGGCUGUCGCUGGAGGGAGGCGUACCGAAAGAUUCUCUACCGUGUGUGGCAUCGUUCGACGACGACCUGCACCGCCGACGAAGCUUGGACCAAGUAUAUCGUCCUCAAUAGGAAUGGAUCGGUGAACCUUCUUGAGACCUCUUCUCGAAACUUUAAUCCACAGCUUCUCUUUAACGAGAUGAAAAUACAAAACAAUUUGGCUCACUUGGAGACACAUAUAAGGCUCGUCGUCGAGCUUGCUGAUGUGCGCAUUCUUGCGUUCGGCGUGUUGACAAAGCCGAGGAGCCCAUUCUCAAUCAACGAGAAUGCACGCAUCCUCCUGCACCCGCCAGGUAUACACAGGGACGACUCGGACGAAACAGCAAGUCUUAGUGAAACCUCGAGCCUCCAUUCCAGCCGCUUCAGUUUCACUAAGUCAAACGCUAACUAUGAACCCUUAACGCAUCCUCAACCGAGUCCUGGACAUGCCAAUUAUCCGUUUUUCACACCCGGAGGCGAGGAUAAACGAUGGAUUGGAUCUGGACUGGAUGAAGAAAAAGGAAACUUAUGGGUAGGUAGUCUCCUGCUUUGCGCACAAUUGUGCACGCAGGAGACACGGAUGCGGACUGGCGAAAGGCCUAUGUUGCAGGAUCUUGACCUGGUAAUUGGCCCGGGACGUAACAAGUACGUGUCAAUGGGAUGGCCGGACCUGGACGCCAUCGCCCCGUGGCUUGCGCAGCGAAUUACGAAGCGGAUCAACGGGCAGGGACUUGGAUUGUAGGAUUACUUUGAACACGAGCCCGGAGCUCUGGCUAAUCGGACAAGUGCUUGAUUAACUAACUGAUUUACCUAUGUUGCGUGGGACACUGGCUCAGGGUGCGCCAAUCGUUGUUGGAUAACACGGACCGAUAUGGCAUAAGUCGCAUAAAUCUCUUGUACUGUUAAUUGGACAAUUUACUCUUUGGCUUUUCGGACUCUGGAAUAUGUGGCUUCCUUGCCGAGAUUUGUCUGUACUGAUACUCUUCUUUUUCGUUGUAUUUCUUU